AUGGCUACCCCCGAGUUCCUCUGCGCCAGCAGCGACGGCACCGGCUGUGUGAAUGAGGCAAAGUACACCUGCCAAAACUGCCGACUCGUGGCUUACUGCGGUCCUUCCUGUCAGAAAGCGCAUUGGUCCACACACAAGCGCGAUUGCAAAUCUCCUUUGAACAGUUUAGAGUGGCAGCCCCAGAAUCUGAUAAAUGAGGCACCUACACCAGCCAAACUCGUCGAUAUUGACUUACUGGCCAAGGAAAACCCCGAGAAUCAAACCAAGGGUGAAAAGUUCCUUUGGGGUAACACCCCGGCAAUUGAUGUGCUCAAGCUGGAAUCAAACGAGGGCGUCAAGCAUGACGAGGAUCUCCGAAUUCUCUUUGCUGCUUCCGGGGACCUUCGAAAUUUGGUUAAAACAAUCGGCCAGCUUCCGGAUACCUACCGCGGCUCACUGGAGAUCACGCUCAAUGAUCGAGAUAUUGAUGUGGUAGCUCGCAACCUCAUCCUGAUCUAUAUUGCCAUAGCUGGAAAUCAUCUAGCCAGCAGCAUAGAUUCCAUUAUCCAUAUUUGGUAUUCAGCUCUCGUACGAGAGUUGGAGUUAAUUAUACUCCAUCAUAAACUUCGCCCAAUGGUCCAAGCAGCCUGCAGUGAGAUCAAGAACAAUCCCUAUUACGACGAGCCCAGAUCCACUUUUGCAAGGACCUGGGGUAUUGGGAAGUAUUCCCUCAAGCUUUGGCUCAACAAGCCUUCGUGGAACAGCCUUUUGUCACGCCUUGACGUACCCUUGGGCUUGACGGCAGAACGCGCGCAACAGAUGCGCACAGCAUCUCUGGUGAAUCCGGCAGCCGUCGAUUAUUUUGAACGAUUCAUGUGCCUCCAGCCUCCUUCCCAUCGGGUCGCCUCAAAGAAGUUCCAAUACGACGGCUUGCUUCUCCCAUUCGGAUCAUCCCGUCAAGAGUUUCAAGUCCCUAACCCAACUCUCUUUGGACAGGAUCACAUGUGGCUGCCUUCCUAUAGUGCGGAUCCCUUGAACGGUUGGUCUGCAGACGAUGUUUGUAUCACCUCGAGUGGACCGGCGACGGCUGAUCUCUAUGGAAAACUCCACUUCCACCUUCGUGAAGAGCUUCGAAAAUUCUUGACUCGUCUUUCCACAUUAAACGUUUCGUUCAUUCUGCUACAGACAGAUGCUUGUAGUCUCCGCAACAAUCUCAAGGAGGAUGUUUACGACCGAGUGGACAGGCUGAUAUUCGUGAGAACGCAGGUCUCCAAUAUUUCGGAUUUAGGGUUUCUGGGGAUACCCAAGACACUGUAUUACACAAUGCCGUUGCUUCGGUCCCCUCGAAAUAACCCACAUGCAACCCUAAUCACCAAAUUUAUGAACGCCGUUGACGAAAUCUUGCAUGACCCAAGCAAAAAGCCUGACCUGGCUUCGCAAAAGCGCGCAGCAGCCGAACGUAUCAGCCAGUACCUCCCCCUCGACGAACAUGCUCUAAGAUCUCUACCUGGGGCACUGCAAAAAUACGCCCUUGGCUUGACCAUGUUGACUCAUUACGAUAACGCCUUCAAUUGUUAUGCCGAAUACUACCAGCUCCAAUCAGCGGCGGAUCAAACAAAUGCGGUCCGAAAGGAACCACACACUAUCGUGGACAAAUGGCCGACCAGAUUGAAGCUACAGCCCGGCCAGCCAGGAGCGCAGGAAGAAUUUGAUCGGCACAUCCUCAGAUCGGUGAGGGGCACGCUUCGGUACGUUGAGUGGCAAAGACGAACAUAG
Molecule: messenger RNA, 1755 nt
Organism: Aspergillus mulundensis
Lineage: Eukaryota; Fungi; Ascomycota; Eurotiomycetes; Eurotiales; Aspergillaceae
Exons: 6
Coding region: 1-1755 (584 amino acids)
Source: RefSeq, a predicted model, not a curated record